Molecule: messenger RNA, 7274 nt
Organism: Microplitis mediator
Lineage: Eukaryota; Metazoa; Arthropoda; Insecta; Hymenoptera; Braconidae
Gene: Mcr
Product: CD109 antigen
Exons: 5
Coding region: 311-5404 (1697 amino acids)
Cellular component (GO): extracellular region
Molecular function (GO): endopeptidase inhibitor activity; protein binding
Source: RefSeq, a predicted model, not a curated record
UUCUCAUGUAGGAGGUAGGAGUGCGCUAGCGCUAGUGUCAGCACCCAGGAAUGUGCGGUUAAUAAUCUCAAUAUUAUUCUCAUAAACUAUAGAUAUGAGAAUAAAAUAAUUAACUUCUGGGUAUCUAGACUAUUAUUAUUUUUAAAUAACUUUAUAAAUUAGGAUAUAGUUUUUUGAAAAUUUGAAUUUGUUAUUGUGUUGUGUUUAUUAAAUGAGCAUCAGUGCGUGUUUAAGAGUAAAAACGUUUCAGGUGUAGGACAAACUAACCGCCAGGUGAAUCGUCCGUUGAAGCGACAGAAAACUUAAAACCAUGUGGUUUUUACUACUGGUUUUAUUAUUAGCACCAAUAAAUGGUCAAAUAUCUCAAAAUGAAUAUGACGUAACAUCAAACUUACCAUGGAAUAAUCGGUAUGAUGAUUCCAAUAAUGCAAGAGACCAAAAUCAACAAUGGAAUAAUCGUUAUGAUGAUUCCAAUAAUUCAAGAGACCAAAAUCCGCAAUGGAAUAAUCGGUAUGAUGAUUCCAGUAAUGCAAGAGACCAAAACCCACAAUGGAAUAAUCGUAAUGAUGACUCCUCCAUAAAUGCAAGAGAUCAAAACCCACAAUGGAAUAAUCGUUACGAUGAUAACUUCAAUACGAGAGAUCAAAAUCCAGGAUUUUCAUUCCCGAAAACGAGCAAUGAUAAUUUAAUACUCAAAGAAGCAACGUAUUUUGUUGUGGCAUCUCGCUUAUGUCGACCCGGACAAAUUUACCGGCUGGCAGUUGAUGUUCUUCACAGUGUAUUGCCAAUGACAGUGCGAGCAUCAGUCCAACGUAAUGGAGUAGAAGUUGGAUCAGAUUACAAAGAAAUAAAAGAAGGUAUUCCCGAAAAUUUAAUGAUCCAAAUUCCAGCCACGUUAGUCAGUGGUGACUUUAAACUCCGAGUGGAAGGUCUCUAUAACGGACUAACCGGUGGUCAAGCUUUUCUCAACGAGACAAAACUUGUAUUUUCUCAACGUGCGAUGACUAUUUUUAUUCAAAUGGACAAGCCAGUUUAUAUGCAGGGUCAGACAGUGCGUUUCAGAGCAGUACCAAUAAAUACUGAACUAAAAGCGUUUAUUGAUCCUGUCAAUGUUUUAAUGUUGGAUCCUCAUGGUCGAAUUAUGCGUCGUUGGCUCAGUCGACAGAGUAAUCUCGGUACAGUUUCUUUGAGCUAUCAGUUAUCUGACCAGCCAAUUUUUGGUGACUGGAAAAUUGUCGUUGAAGCUCAGGGACAAAAAGAAGAAAAAAAUUUUACUGUUGAAGAAUAUUAUCAAACACGUUUUGAAGUAAACGUAACAAUGCCUGCAUUUUUCUUUGAUAGAGACCCAUAUAUUCAUGGAGUAAUUCAAGCCAAUUAUACAUCUGGUGCACCGGUAAAAGGAAACUUGACAAUAAAAGCUGUGAUAAAACCAAUAAAUUUAUUUCGGUCAUCGCAGUCAACACCCCUUGAGUUUUAUUUUAAUUUCAAUGAGUAUUAUCCAGCUUGGUUUAAACAACCGGAAAUCUAUCAAAACUAUCCGGUAAUGAGAUUUUUUAAUGGUACUUAUAGAUUUCAGUAUCCGAUGUAUGAACUUUUGUCGCGUUCAUCUGUCGCCGAUGGGCUGGAAGUCCAGAUAAUCGCGACGGUGGGAGAAAGUUUUUUGAAUGAAGUAAUCGUUGGUCAUUCUACUGCUAGAAUAUUUAACUCAACUGUCCGCAUACAUUUUUCUGGUGGUUCACCUCAAAUAUUUAAACCGGCUAUGCCAUACACGUUAAAUCUCGUCGCUUCGUAUCACGACGGAUCAGCAUUAAAAUCUUCAAAACUGUGGAAUGCGCAAAUGGAAGUGCGCGCGGAUAUUGAAUCAAGAGGCGGUUCUAGGAGCUUAGACACCCAAUAUCUACGAGUUUCUCCAGAUCAUGAAGCCGUUUGGUCAAUGAAAAUUGACUUGAGACAUCAGUUAGGACUAGGGGACAAUCCUCAGCAAGUACAGAAAGCUCUCAAUGAAAUAAAGUCUGUCAGAGUCCACGCGUCUUUUAUUGACGGGGAAGGAGAAAGAGCCAAUACAGAAUUACUUCUUCUGGCUCACGAAUCACCAAAUAACAGAAACAUAAAACUCUCGACAUCAACAAAGCAUCCGAAAGUCGGUGACUAUUUGGUACUUCACGUCCAAACAAAUUACUACAUUGAGACAUUUAAUUACAUAAUCAUGUCUAAGGGGACAAUACUUUUGACUGGUCAAGAUGUCAUGGAGCCAAAUAUUAAAACAUUUUCUAUUCCCCUGAGUUCAGAAAUGGCGCCGGUUGCUACCGCUGUCGUUUAUCAUGUCGGUAGAUAUGGUGACGUUGUCGCAGAUUCUUUAACUAUUCCCGUAAACGGGAUUUCCGGGAAUAAUUUCACUGUUUUUAUUAACAACAAAAAAGCUAAAACUGGAGAAAAAGUUGAAGUAGCAAUUUACGGUGAACCAGGUGCUUAUGUCGCACUGUCAGGAAUCGAUCGCGCAUUUUACUCAAUGCAAGCUGGCAAUGAGCUCACUUACGCAAAUGUUAUUUCAAAAAUGUCGUAUUUCGGUGAAGAAACAAAUGGUACCCAUGCGCACUCGUGGUUUUUCCACAGUGGAGAUCCAGAUGAUGCCGUUUUCUUUCCGUCAUCGAGCUUUGGAAUUGACGUUAAUCGAACAUUUGAAUACAUUGGUCUAGUUGUAUUUACAGACGCGUCUAUACAUCGAAGACCAGACAAUUGCAAUCGAACACAAGGAUACGGCGAAUGUUUAAGCGGACGAUGUUACAGACUUGAUAAACAUUGCGACGGUAUAUUGGACUGUGACGAUGGUACAGACGAAGCCAGAUGUAAAACUGGCAAUGCAACAGACUUAGCUCUCUUCCGUAAAAAUCGUUUCAAUAGAAUUCAACGGCAAUACGACAACGUCUGGUUAUGGAAAGACAUCAAUAUCGGGCCGCAUGGUCGUAAAAUAUUUAACAUCGACGUGCCCCGACGACCUGUUCACUGGAUGGUGACCGUUUUUAGUAUGAGUCCGAAUCGUGGUUUCGGAAUGUUACCAAAAGCUAUAGAAUAUACCGGCGUGUUGCCGUUCUUCAUUAACGUCGAAAUGCCGACGUACUGUCAUCAAGGGGAACAAGUUGGUGUCCGUGUCUCUGUCUUUAAUUAUUUGCCGUAUAAUAUUGAAGCGACUGUUGUCUUAGCAGAUUCGCGUGACUACAAAUUCGUUCAUGUUGAAGAAGACGGUAUCGUUAGAUCUUAUAACCCAAGAACGUCAUUUGGAGAGCAUCAAUUUUUCAUCUGGAUUCCUGCUCAAGAUGCUGUCGUUGUUUACCUGCCAAUUGUACCAGUUCGUCUUGGUGAUAUCAAAGUUAAAGUUUACGCGUUGACGAUAAUAGGAAAGGAUACAGUCGAGCGUACGAUUCAUGUUGAGUCUGACGGAAUUCCUCAGUAUCGACAUCAAUCAGUUCUACUGGAUUUGAGUACUCGAGGUUUAUUGACGUUACAUAUGCAUGUAAAUCUUACGGCGACACCGGAAGUAUCUUAUGCUGAAGAUCGUUACUAUGUGUACGGUUCAAAUCGAGCUAAAAUAAGUGUCGUCGGUGACGUUGUUGGUCCCAUAUUUGAUACGAUGCCCGUAAACGCUACAAGUUUAUUGGGACUUCCGAUGGACUGCGCAGAACAAAAUAUGUUCAGUUUUGCUGCCCAUAUGUACACGACUCUUUACAUGCGAUGGGUAAAUCAGCGAAAUUUAAAACGAGAGAGAGAAAGUUUCAAUUAUAUGAAUGUUGCGUAUCAACGGCAGUUGUCAUUCAUGAAUCCCGAUGGAUCUUUCAGUUUAUUCAGAAGUGAUUGGAAUCAAUCUUCAUCGAGUGUCUGGCUCACGGCUUUCUGUGCUCGGAUUUUUCAAGAAGCGAAUUUCGCAGAGUGGGAAAAUCAUCUUUACAUAGACCCCGAAGUCAUAAAAGCGUCGAUCAAUUGGGUCUUGAAACAUCAAACGCAAGAAGGUUCAUUCUAUGAAAUCACCUGGUUACCAGACAGAAAAGUCAACAGUUCAUUUGAUGAUGAAUUUGAUUUCAUACGUCACAGAAAUUUAAGUCUUACUGCUCAUGUAUUGAUAACUUUGGUGUCAGUUAAAGAUUUGUCAGGAGAACUUGGGACGAGGGUUGCGUUGAGUGAAGCAAAAGCAAUAAGAUGGCUUGAGAUAAAUUUAAAACACUUAGAUGCACAUGGAUCGCCAUAUGAAAUAGCGAUUGUUGCUUACGCACUUUCUCUCGCUAAAUCUUCCAGUGCAGAGUAUGCAUUUUCUAUACUUAAUACACGGCUUAUUGAAGAAGAAGGUUUCAUGUACUGGGGUCGUGAACGUCUUCCACCUUUACCAAGUAAACAAGAAAACAACAGACCCUAUCAUUUGCCAAGACUGCCGUAUGCUUAUGACGCGGAAAAUAUUGAAGCUACUGCUUAUGCAUUGUUGAUCUACGUUGCAAGACAGGAAACUAAAAUUGAUGGGAUAGUGCGGUGGUUAAAUUCACAAAGGCUGACUGAUGGUGGUUGGGCAUCAACUCAAGACACGAUGUGGGCGAUGAAAGCGCUUAUGCAAUAUACAUCUAAAUCGAGACUUCGAGAAGUCAGUGAAUUAUCUCUUCAAGUCGAACCAACUGCUCUAAAUGGUCAAGUUAAAAGAUUUGAGAUCAAUGAAAAAAAUAUUGCUAAGCUUCAGAGUUUUGACAUACCUGAAGCAUGGGGAACAGUCCAGAUGGUUAUUGAAGGCUCUGGUUAUGUGAUUAUUCAAAUGUCAGUGCAAUAUAACGUUGAUUUGCAGAAGUUCCAAACAGAACCACCAGUUAAAGCAUUUGAUUUGGUUGUCAGACACAACACAUAUGGAAGAAAUCAGUCUCACAUAAAUUAUCUCAGUUGUCAGAGGUGGACCAACGUUAAUGAAUCAGUAAGAUCUGGAAUGGCUGUACUGGAUGUCACAAUACCCACUGGUUAUAUAAUUCAGCAGCAAAAUUUGGAUGCAUAUGUCCGCGCAAGAGAAGUGAGAAAUCUACAACGCGCACGAUUUACCGAACGAAAGGUUUUGUUUUAUUUCGAUUACUUAGACGAUGAAGAAACUUGUGUUAAUUUCACCAUCGAAAGGUGGUAUCCUGUUGCAAAUAUGUCGCGUUAUUUAGCUGUCAGAGUUUACGAUUAUUAUGCACCUGAACGUUUUAACGAAACGAUAUUUGAUGCAUUAUCAACAUAUCUUUUGAACGUUUGCGAAGUCUGUGGUAGUUCACAGUGUCCGUACUGCCCGAUUUAUAAUGCCGCUAUGACAUUAUCAACACCCGUAGUAUUCAUAAUUGUUAUUUCAUUAUUUUUUACCAAUGUUAGGUAUUUUACAACACAAGAAUUUAGUAUCGGAUAGUUAAUUUAAGUACAAAUUUUUUUUUUAUUAAAUUAGGAUGAGUACAAAAAAAUUUUAAAUCAUCCGCAGUAAAAAAUUUAUGAAUGCCGUUAUGUUAUAUCAUAGAUAUCGUCAUUUUUUUAAAACUAUACUGGUUGCCUUAUUAAAAUUAAUGAAUAUUUAAUGUUAGCUUUUAAAUUAUUUUUUUAAUUAAAAUUAACAAUGAAAAAAAUCAAAUUAUUCGAAAUACGCACAACAGACUGAUUAAAAAAAAUCGAGUAUUUUUUUUUUUCAAAAAUUAUAAGAAAAAUAUUAUUCGAGAUGACGAAAAAAAAAUACUGUUAAAGUCUGAGCUCUUAAUAUUAAAAUUAACAUCCGCCUCAUUGCAAUUUUCGAUUUCCCAUUUAAAUAACAUGGAGAAAAUUUUAUGAAAGUUUGGAAUUUUAUCACUCACCAGGAAAUCGGUGUAUCGGAAAUUUCAAUAAAUAUUUUUGUUAAAAAUAGAACGCUCUACAAAAAAGGUCUCUUAUCAUUUUUCGAUAAAUUUAAUUUUUCAAAAGUUGUUCGAGGUCAAAGUUGGAUUCAUUCUAAAUUUCAGUAUUAUUUGACUUUUGCGGCGAAACUAUCAGACUUAUCUUAAAAUGUUAUAGAACCUUUUUUGUAGAUCAUUUGAUUUCCUAUAAAUUAUCUCUUAUCAAGUUUCCGAAAUUAUUGAAAGUUCUUUAGUUAUUUGCGUUCAAAGGUAAGUAAAUAAAAUCGACCAGAAUACGAUUUCUUGGAACGAAUUAACAUGUAAAUGAAAAUAACUAAAGGGCUUUCAGUAAUUCAGAAAACUUUGCGAAAAAUAACUUGUAGGAAGUGAAAUGAUCUACAAAAAAGGUCUUAUAACAUUUUAAGAUGAGAAAAAGUCAAAUAAUACUAAAAUUUACUAUGGAUCCAACUUUGACCUCGAAUAAUUUUUGAAAAAUUAAAUUUAUCGAAAAAUGAUAGAGACCUUUUUUGUGAAUCGUUCAAUUUUCAUCAAAAAUAGUCAUUAAUUUUUCCGAAGCACCGAUUCCCUGGUGAGUGAUAAAAUUUCAAACUUUAAAAAAAAUUUUUCCCAUGUUAUUUAAAUGAGAAAUCGAAAAUUGCGAUGAGGCGGUUGUUAAUUUUAAUAUUAAGAGCUCGAACUUUAACAGUAUUUUUUAUUCGUCAUCUCGAACAAUAUUUUCCAUAUAAUUUUUGAAAAAAAAAUUAGUCGAUUUUUUUGAAUCAGUCUAACGCACAUAUUAAUGAUUUAUGUACAUGUACAGUGCUACUUUAAACGACUUUUUUUUAUAUGAUUUAGAAUCUCAUAGAAAUAUAUUAUUAAUAUUAGUAUUUAAAUAAAAAUUAUAUACGAAGAUUUAACUGAAUUGGCAACUUGUACAUAGUAGGUGAUAUUUUUAAAGAUGAAAAAGAAAAAAAAUAUACUUAUGUUGACAUGUUGCUUUAAAGCCGUCCAGUAGACACAUGUGUACAUGUGCUCUGCAAUAAAUAUUUUAUAAUUAAGAUAUAUUUUUAAAAAUUUAGAUAAUAUUUAUCUAAGUCAAUUGUAAUGAGUAAUUAAAGUUAUAUAAUUAUAUGUUAAAUUUACAUGGCAAAUUUUCUGGUUACAUUUUAUAUUUGUAAUGCGUUAAAAAAUAUGACUAUUUUUUAAACCGUCCAUUUUUAUUGAUUUAUAGUGUAAGUAGAUGAAAAAUUAUUUUAAUCUAAAAGCAUUUUCUUUUUCAUCGAAAUAAUUUUUCCCAGUGUUCAUUCGUACUUUAGAAAAAUAGUUAACUAUUAAAUGAACACCGAGUUUAAGUAUUUUUUUACUUACUCAUAAUUGUAACUCAUUUUAUACUGUUACAAUAUAUUAAAUAUAUGCCGU